Molecule: messenger RNA, 963 nt
Organism: Colletotrichum gloeosporioides
Lineage: Eukaryota; Fungi; Ascomycota; Sordariomycetes; Glomerellales; Glomerellaceae
Exons: 2
Coding region: 1-963 (320 amino acids)
Cellular component (GO): mitochondrion
Molecular function (GO): (3R)-hydroxyacyl-[acyl-carrier-protein] dehydratase activity
Source: RefSeq, a predicted model, not a curated record
AUGAGGCCGCUCGUCCACCGGCUCCAUGCCUUCAAUCGAAACAUCUCAACACAUCAUGCCGCCCCUUCAUUGGAAGCGGGCAUCGCUCAAAUCCUGCACAAGAGCAAAGACGUACCAGACCACCUCUCCCCUACCUCUUCACAUUUGCUAAACCUCCUGUUCUCUGACAUCUUCGCUGCGUCCUCAAAAACAUCUUCCCGGGAGUACCCUCCUGCUGCAAAAUCUGCCGCAUUCCUCCCGCAGGGCCACCACCUCGCUUAUUUCCCACUCCAGUCCCCGCCCUCAGAGCUGAUGCCGGACGGCACAGACCCAGACCACUGCCCGGGCGCGCCCUUCACCCGCCGUCUCUGGGCGGGGGGCGAGGUGAGGUUUCGCGAGGGCUGGGAGGAUGAGCUGCGUCUGGACAGCAGACGCGUCAGCUGUGUCGAGAGCGUGGAGGAUGUCCGGCCUGAGAAGGGCCGGGUAUGGGUUGAGCUGUGGCGGCGGUACGGCGCUGCUGCCGCGGCGGGCAAGGGCCCUGCGAUUGAGGAAAGGAGGACUCUGGCCUUUUUGCCUGACACAGAUACGCCGUUCUCUCCCAGGCGAAGUUUGAAACCGCCGCAUCAGCCGACGUAUUCUCUCGCCAUCACACCUUCGCAGAACCUCCUGACGAACUUCAGCGCGUUGACGUAUAAUGCUCACGCCAUCCAUCUAGAUCCGGCGUGGGCUAGGCAGGAGGGUCACCCGGCGACACUGGUCCAUGGGCCGCUGACCCUGGCUCUCGUGCUUGCAUUUUUUAACCAGAGAGGCCAGCGGGUAAGAUGGUACGGAUAUCGAAACUUGGCACCGCUUUAUUGCGGCCGGGAGAUGACAGUAUGUUUGAGGGAGAAGGAUGACGGUGAAGAGAAGAAGUGGGAUGUUUGGAUUCAGGAUGCUGAAGGAGGAAUGGCCGUGAAGGGCACCGCUACGACUGUUGAUGGCUAG